Messenger RNA from Acanthoscelides obtectus, 1801 nucleotides. The record is from the annotation of a GenBank genome assembly. Lineage: Eukaryota; Metazoa; Arthropoda; Insecta; Coleoptera; Chrysomelidae.
AUGAUAGGCAUGCGGUAUGGAAAGUACCUAUGCAAGAAGUACAACAAACCUUUCAUCCCGAUCCAUCACAUGGAAGCUCAUACAUUGACUGCCAGGAUGCAUGACAGCACCGUGACGUUUCCUUUUCUGGUAUUACUCAUCAGUGGGGGUCACUGCCUUCUGGCUGUCGCAGAGAAAGUGGACAGAUUCUUGCUGCUCGGUGAGAGUUUGGACGACGCCCCUGGAGAAGCUUUUGAUAAGAUGGCCAGAAGAAUGAAACUGAAAAAUUUGCCAGACUAUUCUACCCUGUCGGGUGGACAAGCUUUCGAAUUAGCCGCACAGAAAGCAGACAAUCCUUUGCAAUACAGUUUUACCACACCUUUGUUGCAAUAUAAGAAUUGCAACUUCAGCUUUGCUGGGCUCAAAAAUCAACUGCAGAGGCAACUGAUACGAGAAGAAAGGGAAAAAGAUAUUCUUGCAGAUGGUGUGAUUCCUGGCAUCCACAACCUUUGUGCAGGGUUUCAACUAGCCAUUACUCGGCAUUUGUGUCACAGACUACAAAGAGGCAUGGAUUAUGUAGAGAGAAAAAAUAUGAUUCAGUCUGAUAACAGGAUUUUGGUUGUAUCCGGAGGUGUAGCAUGUAACAACUUUAUAGCCGAAGGGCUCAGAAUGGUGUGUGAUGAACUAGGCUAUAGAAUGGUCAGACCACCUCCCAAAUUAUGUACAGACAAUGGUGUGAUGAUUGCCUGGAAUGGUGUAGAAAAAUGGAGAGAAAACAUAGACAUACAUACAAAUUUUGACCAUAUCGACAUAGAAAAGACUGCACCCUUAGGGACAAGUAUAAUUGAAGAUGUUGAACGAGAGAGGAUCAGUUGCAGAUGGGUGAAACUGAAGAAACUUACACUUCCGCAAAGUAGUUGGUCGGAAAUCGGAAAUGUUAAUAUUGCCAGGAAAGCAGAUUACUCGUGAAUAGUUAAGACCUCACAUGGGAAUCUGAUAUACAGAGCGUUUCAAAAAGGUUCCCUCCAACUUAUUUCUUGGGCAAGUCAACAAGUGCUGGAGCGGAGCUGCGGCACGAAUUCUAUUAGUGGGAUGCCGUGAUAUGUAAAACAAGAUUAUCUAGGAAACAUUUUUAAAAUCCAAAGAUCCAUAAGUCAAACUUGAAAAUCUGUAAUGAAUACAAUUAUUAUUGCUAAAUACAGCUUCUCCAAGUUGUGUGUUAUACGUCUGUCGUAUUUAUUUCCAGUCAAAUGAAGCGUGCCGACACAGGCUUAAAAGCUUAUAAAUUGGAAACAUCCUUGCUACGAGCCGACACGUCCAAUGACAAUGAAAUUUGUAUCUUUAUAUUUUUAAUUUUCAUAAGACUCAUUAAAGAGUAUUGGAAUAUAGUCAGUAUGUUAAAUGGUGAGGUAUAUAUUAAAAAUGAACAUACAAUGAAUAUUAAAUAAAUAAAUAUAACAGGUCACACACAUACAUUAAGUAGUAUAUACCAUAAAUUUAACAGACGAUCCUUUGAGUAAUUUUAAGAUAAAAAUUUCAUAUAAACAUAGGUCCGCAAAUUCUUAGUUGUCAAGAUACAGGGUGUUAAAUUAAAAAAAAUGCUGUUUCGUAAACUUCUUAAAUAUCCUUUACCUAAUUUUGUUGUAAUUUGGCGGUCGUAUUCAUAAGAUUAAGGAGACAAUUUAGCUUUAACUUGAUUAAAUUUUAAGUCCAGUGGCGUCUCGAGCGGGAGCUGAACGGAUAUUUGUGACAAAAAAAAACACACCACUGACGUUUGUGCAAUUUUUAUUAUAUUCUUUGGAUUAAACAAAUAGAAAUACAA